GCGCACGCACGCCCUGCCCGGGCCUCAGGCUGGCGCGCACCCGCCGGUUCGUCCCUCCAGUCCGGCUGCUCCUGCCCCCACCCCACCGGUCUGGGAUGUACCUUUCCAUCUGUUGCUGCUUUUUGCUCUGGGCCCCUGCCCUGACGCUCAAGAACCUCAACUACUCCGUGCCGGAGGAGCAAGGGGCCGGUACCGUGAUCGGUAACAUAGGCAAGGAUGCUCGACUGCAGGCAGGGCUUCCGCCAGCUGAGCGCGGGGCCAGCGGCGGGCGAAGUAAGUCGGGCAGCUUCCGGGUGCUGGAGAACUCCGCGCCGCACCUGCUGGACGUGGACGCCGACAGCGGGCUCCUCUACACCAAGCAGCGCAUCGACCGCGAGUCCCUGUGCCGCCACAACGCCAAGUGUCAGCUGUCCCUCGAGGUAUUCGCCAACGACAAGGAGAUCUGCAUGAUCAAGGUGGAGAUCCAGGACAUCAACGACAACGCGCCCGCCUUCCCCUCUGACCAGAUCGAAAUGGACAUCUCGGAGAACGCCGCCCCGGGCACUCGCUUCCCGCUCACCAGCGCGCACGACCCGGACGCCGGCGAGAACGGGCUCCGCACCUAUCUGCUCACGCGCGACGACCACGGUCUCUUUGCCCUGGACGUCAAGUCCCGCGGAGACGGCACCAAAUUCCCAGAGCUGGUCAUCCAGAAGGCGUUGGACCGCGAACAGCAGAACCACCACACGCUGGUGCUGACCGCCCUGGACGGCGGGGAGCCGCCGCGCUCGGCCACCGUGCAGAUCAACGUGAAGGUGAUCGACUCGAACGACAACAGCCCGGUCUUCGAAGCGCCCUCGUACUUGGUGGAACUGCCCGAGAACGCCCCGCUGGGCACCGUGGUCAUCGAUCUGAACGCCACCGACGCGGACGAGGGCCCCAACGGCGAAGUGCUCUACUCCUUCAGCAGCUACGUGCCCGACCGCGUGCGGGAGCUCUUCUCCAUCGACCCGAAGACCGGCCUGAUCCGGGUGAAGGGCAACCUGGACUACGAGGAGAACGGCAUGCUGGAGAUCGACGUCCAGGCCCGAGACCUGGGCCCCAACCCGAUCCCGGCGCACUGCAAGGUCACAGUCAAGCUCAUCGACCGCAACGACAACGCGCCGUCCAUCGGUUUCGUCUCCGUGCGCCAGGGGGCGCUGAGCGAGGCCGCCCCGCCCGGCACUGUCAUCGCCCUGGUGCGGGUCACCGACCGGGACUCGGGCAAGAACGGGCAGCUGCAGUGUCGCGUCCUGGGCGGAGGAGGCACGGGGGGCGGCGGCGGCCUGGGCGGGCCCGGGGGCGCCGUGCCCUUCAAGCUGGAGGAGAACUACGACAACUUCUACACGGUGGUGACCGACCGCCCGCUGGACCGCGAGACCCAGGACGAGUACAACGUGACCAUCGUGGCGCGGGACGGGGGUUCGCCGCCGCUCAACUCCACCAAGUCCUUCGCGGUCAAGAUUCUGGACGAGAACGACAACCCUCCUCGGUUCACCAAGGGGCUCUACGUGCUGCAAGUGCAUGAGAACAACAUCCCGGGAGAGUACCUGGGCUCUGUUCUCGCCCAGGACCCCGACCUCGGUCAGAACGGCACUGUGUCCUACUCCAUCUUGCCCUCGCACAUCGGCGACGUGUCCAUCUACACCUACGUGUCUGUGAACCCCACCAACGGGGCCAUAUACGCCCUGCGCUCCUUUAACUACGAGCAGACCAAGGCGUUUGAGUUCAAGGUGCUUGCUAAGGACUCGGGGGCGCCCGCGCACCUGGAGAGCAACGCCACUGUGAGGGUGACAGUGUUAGACGUGAACGACAACGCGCCAGUGAUCGUGCUGCCCACGCUGCAGAACGACACCGCCGAGCUACAGGUCCCGCGCAACGCGGGCCUGGGCUACCUGGUGAGCACCGUGCGCGCCCUCGACAGCGACUUCGGCGAGAGCGGGCGCCUCACCUAUGAGAUCGUGGACGGCAACGACGACCACUUGUUUGAGAUCGAUCCGUCCAGCGGCGAGAUCCGCACGCUGCACCCCUUCUGGGAAGACGUGACGCCCGUCGUGGAGCUGGUGGUGAAGGUGACAGACCACGGCAAGCCCACGCUCUCCGCGGUGGCCAAGCUCAUCAUUAGGUCGGUGAGCGGCUCCCUGCCCGAGGGAGUGCCCCGGGUGAACGGCGAGCAGCACCACUGGGACAUGUCCCUGCCGCUCAUCGUGACUCUGAGCACUAUCUCCAUCAUCCUCCUAGCGGCCAUGAUCACCAUCGCUGUCAAGUGCAAGCGUGAGAACAAGGAGAUCCGCACUUACAACUGCCGCAUCGCUGAGUACAGCCACCCGCAGCUGGGCGGGGGCAAAGGCAAGAAGAAGAAAAUCAACAAAAACGAUAUCAUGCUGGUGCAGAGCGAAGUAGAAGAGAGGAACGCCAUGAACGUCAUGAACGUGGUGAGCAGUCCCUCCCUGGCCACCUCCCCCAUGUACUUCGACUACCAAACCCGCCUGCCCCUCAGCUCGCCCCGGUCAGAGGUGAUGUAUCUCAAACCAGCCUCCAACAACCUCACUGUCCCUCAGGGGCAUGCAGGCUGCCACACCAGCUUCACAGGACAAGGGACUAAUUCGAGCGAGACCCCUGCCACUCGGAUGUCCAUAAUUCAGACAGACAAUUUUCCCGCAGAGCCCAAUUACAUGGGCAGCAGGCAGCAGUUUGUUCAAAGUAGCUCCACAUUUAAGGACCCAGAAAGAGCCAGCCUGAGAGACAGUGGGCACGGGGACAGUGAUCAGGCUGACAGUGACCAAGACACUAACAAAGGCUCCUGCUGUGACAUGUCUGUUAGGGAGGCACUCAAGAUGAAAACUACUUCAGCUAAAAGCCAACCACUUGAACAAGCAUUCCCGACUUUGCUUUCCUUUGCUAUCCUCACCCUACACACCAUCACAACUAGACUUCAGUCUGUUGAUCUGCUGCCACCAGAACCAGAAGAGUGUGUUAAUUGCACAGAUGAAUGCCGAGUGCUUGGUCAUUCUGACAGGUGUUGGAUGCCACAGUUCCCUGCAGCCAAUCAGGCUGAAAACGCAGAUUACCGCACAAAUCUCUUUGUACCCACAGUUGAAGCUAAUGUUGAGACUGAGACUUAUGAAACUGUGAAUCCCACUGGGAAAAAGACUUUUUGUACAUUUGGAAAAGACAAGCGAGAGCACACUAUUCUCAUUGCCAAUGUGAAACCUUAUUUAAAAGCCAAACGUGCCCUGAGCCCUCUCCUGCAAGAGGUCCCUUCAGCAUCAAGCAGCCCCACGAAGGCCUGCAUCGAGCCUUGCACCUCAGCAAAAAGCUCGCUGGAGGGUUGUGAAGCAAAACCAGGAGCCCUGGCCGAGGCAAGUGGUCAGUAUUUGCCCACUGACAGUCAGUACCUGUCACCCAGUAAGCAACAGAGAGACCCUCCCUUCAUGCCCUCGGAUCAGAUGGCAAGGGUCUUCGCGGAUGUGCAUUCCAGAGCCAGCCGGGAUUCCAGCGAGAUGGGGGCCGUCUUGGAGCAGCUCGACCACAGCAGUCGGGAUCCGGGCAGAGAGUCCGUGGAUGCUGAGGAAGUUGUGAGAGAAAUCGAUAAGCUUUUGCAGGACUGCCGUGGGAAUGACCCCGUGGCUGUGAGAAAGUGAGAGAGACAGACGGGGAUGGGGUUGGGGGCAUCGGCAUUUUCUUGUCUCUUCUGUGGAUUGAAGAAUGAUCACUCUUGGGGACAACACAUUUCACAGGGAGCAGGAAAGGCCAAUGCUGCUUUAAGGCUUUUAGUGAACAUCUGAAGUGCCCACACGUAUGUUCUUUUCACUGCUGUUUCUUUUUUCAGAGAUAAGAGUGGUUUUGUUUUGACCAAACUUAUAUUAGGACAAAAUUAAUGAUGUUUAAAGCGAAAAGAAAAGAGAAGAAAAAGGAGAGAAGAAAAAAGAGGAGGAGUAUGCCACUUACCUUUUGACAAUCUGUUGGGAAGGUAUGCAGUGUGCGAAGUCAAGU
Messenger RNA from Chinchilla lanigera (long-tailed chinchilla), 4014 nucleotides. It is a transcript of the gene Pcdh17, whose product is annotated as protocadherin 17. Gene Ontology annotation, biological process: homophilic cell-cell adhesion. Gene Ontology annotation, molecular function: calcium ion binding. The coding region runs from base 96 to 3662 and encodes 1188 amino acids. The record is from RefSeq and is a predicted model, not a curated record. Gene Ontology annotation, cellular component: plasma membrane. NCBI's taxonomy places the organism in Eukaryota, Metazoa, Chordata, Mammalia, Rodentia, Chinchillidae. The transcript has 5 exons.